Molecule: messenger RNA, 2390 nt
Organism: Spinacia oleracea (spinach)
Lineage: Eukaryota; Viridiplantae; Streptophyta; Magnoliopsida; Caryophyllales; Amaranthaceae
Product: O-fucosyltransferase 36
Exons: 3
Coding region: 333-2084 (583 amino acids)
Biological process (GO): protein O-linked glycosylation via fucose
Molecular function (GO): peptide-O-fucosyltransferase activity
Source: RefSeq, a predicted model, not a curated record
UUUCCCACCGACGAAUUUCACAUGAUUAUGCUUCGUUCUUAAUUCUUCACUCCAAACCAACUCAAACUUAACUACCACACUCUCUCGCUCUUUCUCUAUCCUAUCUGGUGAGCAGAUCUCUUCGUCUAAAUAUAACUUCCCACCUUAAACUUCAAUCUUAAGCAAUACCCGUCUUCUAACCUCCCACCAAAUUUCAAUUUACAUUCUCUGCAAUCAAAUUCAGUAAACCCAGUAACAGUUUUCCAUUGCUCGAGCUAAUUCUGCAACUGGGUAUGUUUAAUUCCGCGAAAGGUCGUUGAAUUUCUGUGAAAAAUUGAUAUAAAAAAGCACCGAUGAAAGAACUGGGUAGAGAGGGUGUUUCUUCAGAUGAUGAGGAAGGGGAUCGCCGGAAUUUGAUCCCUCAAAACGACGCCGUCAAACCCACCUCAAAUUCUCACUCCUUUUCCCCUUUUCACAUUGACGACACCGGUUUCGUGUCUUCGAUACGGCGGCGUUUUAAGAUGAACAAGAAAAGGUACCUUUUGGUGAUCUCAAUUAUUUUGUUAGUUGUAUUUCUUUAUUUUUCAUUAGGUUUUCAUAAUUCAAGUGUUUGGGAUGUUAAAUUGAUUAAGUCCCCUUCUGAUCGAAUGAGGGAAUCGGAAUUAAGGGCUUUGUAUCUUUUGAAAGAGCAGCAAUUAGGUUUAAUUUCUUUGUUGAAUCGUACAUUGGGAACUGGAUUGAAUCAUAGUUCAAGUAUUCAUGGUAAUGAUAAUAAUAAUAAUAAUAAUAAUAAUAAUAAUAAUGUUUCUGGGUAUUUGAAUUUGAGUGAAAUGCCUGUUGAGAAUUCUGUUUUUGAGGACUUGAAAUCUAGAAUUUUUGAUGGGAUUAUGUUGAAUAAGGAAAUCCAAAAGGUGUUGUUGUCAACACACAAAAAUGGGAAUGUUUCCGAAUUGGGUGUUGGAAAUGAUGAUUUGGUCGAGGGAGGUGUUAAUAUUUGUGGGAAGGUGGAUCAGAAGUUAUCUCAGAGGAAAACUAUUGAGUGGAAUCCAAGGUCGGAUAAGUACUUGUUUGCUAUUUGUUUGUCUGGGCAGAUGUCGAACCAUUUGAUUUGCCUGGAGAAGCAUAUGUUCUUUGCAGCGCUUUUGGACCGGAUUUUGGUUAUUCCGAGCCAUAAGGUGGAUUACGAGUUUAACCGGGUGUUGGAUAUUGAGCAUAUAAAUAAGUGUGUUGGGAAGAAGGCUGUUGUCACGUUUGAAGAGUUUUUGGAGGCGAAAAAGAAGGAUUUACGUAUUGAUAGGUUCAUUUGCUACUUCUCGCAGCCUGCAAAGUGUUAUAUUGAUGAAGACCAUGUGAAGAAGUUGAAAUCUUUGGGGUUAUCUGUUCCUAAGCUUGAGUCACCAUGGGAGGAAGAUGUAAAGAACCCAAAGAAAAGAACAGUCGAGGAUGUCAAAACCAAGUUUAGUUCUGAUGAAGGGGUUAUUGCAAUUGGAGAUGUGUUCUUUUCUGAUGUGGAAAAGGACUGGGUGAUGCAGCCAGGAGGUCCGAUUGCUCACAAAUGCAGAACUUUGAUUGAACCCAGCCGACUCAUAAUGAUCACUGCCCAACGCUUUGUCCAAACCUUUCUAGGGAAGGACUUUGUGGCCCUUCAUUUCCGGAGGCAUGGCUGGUUAAAGUUUUGUAAUGCGAAGAAUCCAAGUUGCUUUUUUUCUAUUCCUCAAGCUGCAAGCUGCGUUGCACGGGUGGUAGCAAGGGCCAAUACACCGGUCAUAUAUCUAUCCACAGAUGCAGCUGAUAGUGAAACAGGAUUGCUUCAGUCUCUUGUUGUUAUUGAUGGUAAGACUGUACCUCUUGUUCAGCGGCCAGCUCGGAAUGGAGCUGAAAAAUGGGAUGCUCUGCUGUAUAGACAUGGUCUUGCAGAUGAUUCCCAGGUGGAAGCCAUGCUGGAUAAAACAAUAUGUGCGAUGUCAAGCGUGUUCAUUGGAACCUCGGGAUCUACUUUCACUGAAGAUAUACUGCGGCUAAGAAAGGGCUGGGGGACAUUAUCAGUUUGUGACGAGUACAUUUGCCAAGGUGAAGCUCCGAAUUUCAUAGCAGAGGAUGAAUGAAUUUGGAACCAGUUUGCUUAGGAGUUAUUAGUUAGUACGAUUAGGAUGUUGGUUUUGUGAAGGCAUUUAAUUGCAAGUGGUAUAUGAUAAAAUAGUGUCAUCUGUAAAAAAAUAACACAUUGAGAUUUUCUUCCUAGGAUUAUUUUUUUUAAAUCAUUCCCCUGAAAUCAGUAUUACUCCCUCUGAUUCUUUUAGUUAUGUUCAUUUAAUUUUUUUUUUGUUACCAUUAUUUUGUAAUAGAAGUUGUAAGUUUUGACAAGGUAUUGAAAUACUUGUAUAAUUUUACAAGUUUGAGCCGAUCUCGAA